Molecule: messenger RNA, 818 nt
Organism: Quercus robur (English oak)
Lineage: Eukaryota; Viridiplantae; Streptophyta; Magnoliopsida; Fagales; Fagaceae
Product: translocator protein homolog
Exons: 2
Coding region: 126-608 (160 amino acids)
Cellular component (GO): membrane
Source: RefSeq, a predicted model, not a curated record
UUGAUACGUAACGUUCCUUCUUACCCCUCCAAUGUCUCCACCAUUUGUCUCCUAAUCUUUUGUCUCUUCAAUUCAUACCCAAUUUCCUAAUCCUAUCCACACCACAAAGCACAAAUCCCAUUACAAUGGCUAUGCAAACCCUCCAACACUGGUCCAAGAAUAAACCUACCAACACCACCAAGAAAGAAACGAAGAAAACCGGAUCCAAAAGGGCUAUACAGUCCCUAACCCUAGCCAUUGUUGUCCCUGUCUCUCUAACCAUGACCAUCAUUUUUAUGUUUGGCUCGGGCCACAAGUACCAAGCACUAGACAAACCAUUUGGGUUCCCACCUCUUUGGUUCAUACACUCAGCCUCUUUAGGAUCAUCUUUCCUCAUGGGUUUUGCAGCUUGGCUUGUGUGUGCUCAUGGUGGAUUUCAUACACAUCCUGAUGCGUUACCACUCUACAUUGCUCAAGUUUCACUAAGCAUAGUGUGGGAUCCUCUUGUGCUCGUGAUUGGUGCUAGAUUGCUUGGGCUUUUGUUUUGUGUUGUCAACUUUGGAACUCUUCUCGCAUGUUACUAUUAUUUUCGAAAGAUGACAGGUGAUGCCUCUGAUUUUACCUAUUAAAAAUGCCGUGACCCAAUACAAUUGUUUGGGGUAAAAGGCUUUCAAUUUGAACGGUGUAGACGAGUCAAGAGCCUAGUGUAGUGACCCAUUGGCUUUGCCCGGUUUUCUUGAAAGGAAAAUCUGAGUACAAAUUCUCCUCUCACUUAUUGUAAGAAACAAAAUAUAUACCAACCUUGGAGAUAGUAUAUGAAUAUAGCUGCAAAUGACAUA